Messenger RNA from Musa acuminata AAA Group (dessert banana), 689 nucleotides. RefSeq names its product protein TIFY 3-like. Gene Ontology annotation, biological process: regulation of defense response; regulation of jasmonic acid mediated signaling pathway; response to wounding. The record is from RefSeq and is a predicted model, not a curated record. The transcript has 5 exons. Gene Ontology annotation, cellular component: nucleus. Lineage: Eukaryota; Viridiplantae; Streptophyta; Magnoliopsida; Zingiberales; Musaceae. The coding region runs from base 87 to 584 and encodes 165 amino acids.
AACAAUCCCACUGGUACCUGUCCACAACAAUUAGGUUUGCAUUUGCACGCCACUUCCUCCCAAGCCUUGACAAAUAGGCACAUUUGAUGGAUCACUUUGAUGCACGGAUCGAAGCUGAGAGAAAGGAGAUGGAGAAGAACUCGGCUGGCCACAGCUUGAGGAUGCCAAUGGCGAAGCUCACCACCAUGUUCCAUGGCCGAAGGGUCAGAGCCUAUAACGCCAUUCCCCGAGAUAAGCAGGCACGGGCGAUACUACUCAUCGCGGCCGCCGCGACCAAAACGCCCGCUAUCGUUGGCCCCAGUGCCGCUACGGCCGCCGCCUUGCUCGGGCCGCUGCUGACGAGAUCGUUGUCGCUUCAAAGCUCGACGGCGGGAGAGCCACCGCAGGUCGAGCUGCAAGCUGAACUGCCCAUGGCGAGGCGGAAAUCGCUGCAGCGCUUCCUCGAGAAGCGCCAGAACCGGUUGGUGAGCGCAGCUCCAUAUGCUUCAGCAAAGUCAUUAGACAUGGAAGGUGACUCUGAGAGGCGCCCUCAACUCAACUCAGCUAGCCUGCUUGCUAUGACAGCCAAAUCCACAGGCAACUGAGUCAAUGGAUCAUCCACUGUUAUCAGAAACAAUAUUAUGACGCUUUAGAUGAACCAUGAUGGACUAUGGGUAUCACUGUUAUGAUGAGCUUGCAGUAUCCAGAAA